Molecule: messenger RNA, 1409 nt
Organism: Sinocyclocheilus anshuiensis
Lineage: Eukaryota; Metazoa; Chordata; Actinopteri; Cypriniformes; Cyprinidae
Product: zinc finger DHHC-type palmitoyltransferase 22
Exons: 3
Coding region: 162-1004 (280 amino acids)
Molecular function (GO): palmitoyltransferase activity
Source: RefSeq, a predicted model, not a curated record
UCAACUACUGAGACACGUCGCGAACAGAUGCGCUCAGUUUUACGAAAUUAUAACUGAUUUGCUUUUUCUGAAUGAAUUAUAGGUUAAUAUCCAAGCAGCGUGAGUGAGGGAUGCGCUCCUGUGCGGAUACAGCGGCUCUUCUGGUCUAGCCGGCGUCAGGCAUGUUGUUCAGGAUGGUAAAACUCAGACUACUCAACACGAUUGCACCUGCAUACUUCUACACUGCAACCGUGGUCACAUUCGCCCUCCACUUCCUCCUCUUCAUGCCCAAUGUUUUCCGAAGUCCAGAUGUGGCGCUAAAUCCCACCAUGCUGGUCCACAUCACUGUCUUUCUCUUCCUCAUGGGGAACGCAUUGGGUAGUUACACAAUGACUAUAUGGUACCCAUCUGAGAGUGCCAACGAGACAGUAAUUCCAGUCUGUUCACCCGACUGCCCGGACCGAAUUGACGCCCACUACCUCCUGAAUGGACGCAACUUCUGUAAAGUGUGUAAGAAAGUGAUUCUAAAACGGGACCACCACUGCUUUUUCACAGGAAACUGCAUCGGGAAUAGGAACAUGCGCUACUUUAUUAUGUUCAGCAUCUAUACAUCCUGCUGUUGUCUGUAUUCGUUGGUAGUCGGGGUGGCGUAUUUUACAAUGGAAUACUCCAUUUCCUUUGAGAACCCACUGACGUUCCUCACUCUUCUACCGCUCUCGACAGGUUACUUCUUCCUUGGUUUGAUUUCAGGUCUCCAGUUCUUUCUGGUUAUAAUGCUGUAUGUCUGGCUGGGUAUCGGACUGGUUAGCGCCGGUUUCUGCUGUCAGCAGCUUCUACUAGUAGCCCGAGGGCAGACCUGGUGCGAGCUGCAGAAAGGGCAGCUGUCAGAGAGUCGUGGGACCUGGCUUGCCAACCUGACUGAUGUUUUCGGUUCCCGUUGGGCUCUGGGCCUUUUCCUGCCAGUUCAGACUGUGGAGACCAUACCUGGGAACCGGCAGGUCUACCAUGAUCACAAACAUGACUGAAAAGCCAAGAACUUGCCAUAUCAGUGUGUUCAUCAUGAUUUGACCUGUGUCGACCAGUUAUUAAAUGUGAUACGGGCUUCAGUGCAUGCAACUGAUCUACCUUUUCAGUGGAUUUCUGUCAACGCUGCACAAAUUAGGACAGCGUUAUGUCACAAAGAGGUUGUAACACCCAUAUCUAUGUCUAUCAGCACUGUGUUGAAACUCAAUUUCAGCCCUAGUUCAGGGCAGCAGUGAUUAGCAGCAUCAGAGAAGGAGGCCAGGAUUAAAGGUUGGAUGGGUAUUUACAAAACAACGCACACUAGGUAAUCAGCACACUAUUACACAAGCAGGGGUGUGUUUAGUGUUUUGGGGGCCCUCAGCAAGUGUCCUGGGUGGGGCCCCCCUCGGUGGAUUUUGCGAUCAAUU